UUUGUUGCUUGAUUGUAUACUCGGCUCGGUCCGGCCGGGCCAUGGUUGGAAGGGACGGGGGGAUUCCGCAGGCUGUUGGACUCCUAGUCUCUAACAGCAAUACCGGGCGGUCACAGCUCGAAUGGAAAAAGGUUUUUUUAUUACGGUCAUGAAAGGGAGCGUCGGAUUACCCAUGAAUAGAGAACGCAGGAUGUCCAAAAUCCAUCUCAUCCACCUGCUGGAGGCCUCAAUCCACCCUCGUGGUCCCAAUGCAAAGCUUCCCAAGGGGGCCCGGACCCCCCGUGUCUCCAGCAGGUGGGAAAGAUGGACUUGGAGGAUGAGUUUACAUGGAUGGAGUAGAGGGCUACUCCUUUUGACGUGUGUUAUGACGCAGUUUUGUGAGAAAAAAUUUAUUUCAUUUGUUUAUUUAUUUUUUUUUUUGUCGGUUCAUUCGUCAAUUCGACCGGCAUGGACCUAUGUAGAAAUGAUAUAGGGAAACGAGCAGAUGCCAUGAAAAACCGAUGAUCCUAGUGUACUUAGCCAGGAUAUACCAGAG
Messenger RNA from Aspergillus steynii IBT 23096, 535 nucleotides. RefSeq lists its product as uncharacterized. NCBI's taxonomy places the organism in Eukaryota, Fungi, Ascomycota, Eurotiomycetes, Eurotiales, Aspergillaceae. Bases 122 to 472 code for a protein of 116 amino acids. The record is from RefSeq and is a predicted model, not a curated record. The transcript has a single exon.